This is a messenger RNA of Stereum hirsutum FP-91666 SS1, 1007 nucleotides long. RefSeq lists its product as uncharacterized. Bases 1 to 585 code for a protein of 194 amino acids. Gene Ontology annotation, molecular function: mRNA binding. Lineage: Eukaryota; Fungi; Basidiomycota; Agaricomycetes; Russulales; Stereaceae. The record is from RefSeq and is a predicted model, not a curated record. Gene Ontology annotation, cellular component: mRNA cleavage and polyadenylation specificity factor complex. Gene Ontology annotation, biological process: mRNA 3'-end processing. The transcript is spliced from 7 exons.
AUGUCUUCCACACCGACGGUGUCAGAGGAUCAUCUUUCUGAGCUGCUUUUACAACUGAAAAAAACCUCCCCUGCACAAGCAAGAGCAAUCCUGAAUGCCCAGCCGCAAAUCGCAUACGCGCUUAUUGGUAUAAUGAUCAAAAUGAAUGCCAUCAACGUUGAGGUCUUUCAGCAAACACUAGCUUCCUAUGGUGCGGGACAGGGUUCACAACAGAACGGAGCGUCGACAAUGUCUGCAAUACCGGCAGCGGCACCAGCACCUACAACAGUUCCUUCGGCGCCACCUCCCACUGCCAUUCCUCCCCAUUUGAGUGCGCACCAGCACAGCCGUAGCAACACCCCACAAUACUCGACUCCUCCGCCGACACAUACUCAGUCAGAUAGCCACCACGGAACACCACUUCAGCCAGGUCGACCUGCACCCCAGACGGCCCCAGUGCUUCCGGACGCGUUUGCAGCCAUACCAGAAGAGCAGAGGGCUGUGAUUAUGCAGGUGUUAGCUAUGACUCCUGAGCAGGUCGCCCUGCUACCACCGACUGAACGGGCGAAUAUCAUGCAGCUGCGCGCAUCGUUGGGUCUUCCAUAGCAUUCUACGACGAGCGGGUAUCGCAGCUAUGCGUGCGACAGGGAGUGGCUUGAGUGUGAUUCACAGUAUGGUAGCUUUCGUGGUUGUAUUACAAUACAAGCCUACGUAGCAGGCUAGUCGACCAUGACACCUCUUCCCCGGAGGUCACCCUUCGCUUGUGUGAUCUCACUCAGCAGCUCGGUAUACGCAUCCGUACAUUCCCUGAAUGUGUACAAGCCCUGCCCCAAUGUCCAAAGACUAUACGAACCAAAUGACACAAGCAGCCACCAGGGCAGCACGGGCAAAACCUGUUCUGUCUGAGCCUUGUCGACAAAAGGCACAGGGAUAUAUGAGAAGAAAGCCAACAAGUAAAAGAAGGUGAGGAUGCUGCUGCCGAUGGCGACGCGGGCUGCCCUGGUCAUUUUGAAGAGUGAUGUGAUGGC